CCUGAAUCGACUUCUCCGUCUGAUUAGUUAUGUCUAAUCAAAAUGGCGAUCCUCCUGUAGGGGACGAAUGCUGUUCACUCGUUAUGUUUUGACCAGUAAAACCUGACAUACAUAUCAAAUCAUCUCUUAAUCAGUAUGUUAUUAAGCAUGGCUUUAAGAAGUGCUCUUAAAUCGACAUCUGUCGUUCUGCGAGAAUGUGGUGUUUUAUCCAGGCUGAAAGGAACCUGUGCGUCUCUCCCAUUUAAACAUGGGGCAUGUACCUCUGUCAUCACAGGGCCUUCAAACAGCAACAAUGAGACUGUAUUGACAGGUAAAUAAAUAUAUAUUUAUACUACUAAUUUCAUAGAGUAGACGUGGGCUUGCGAUAUUGUAGUUAGCUAAGGAGUCCGUAUAAGUCAAUGCCACAAUGAAACGGCUUGUCAAUGUGCGCGCCGAUUAUUUAUUUGUACUUGCUCGCAUGCAUGUCAACUAGCUAACUGCACACGGCGAGCAAGAAUCAAUGAACCAUUACUGAAAAAUAGGGAAAGGUAGAUGUUGUGUGAACCCACUUAUCAUCAUCAUAACACCUCGUAAAAAGGUGAUUUUCCAUUAGUCAUGUCAUGAGUACAAUUCUUCCUUGGGUAGGCCAGGAGAGGGCACUGCAGCAAUUAGCUAGGAUGUCUAGUGCACGGAUAGUUAAUCACAACAACACAUUUAUAGACCGGUACACAAUAGUUAUUAUCUUUGUGUACACAGUGACACAGGCUUGCUAUUUGUAUAGGGACAUAAAUUCACUACUCCAUUGUUGUUAUCAUCCUGUGUGUACCAACUAGGCUAGCUAAAUGGUUUAAUUAUAAAAAUAGAUUACAUCAAAAUAGAUCAUGAACAUUAUUUGAUGUCCAAAUAGCUGAAAUGAAAGGAAUCAUUUGUAACUAGACUGGUGCGAAGGUAAUGCCAUUUUAACCCAGACAUGCAGUUGUAGUCGGAAGUUUACAUACACCUUAGCCAAAUACAUUUAAACUCAGUUUUACAAUUCCUGACAUUUAAUCCUAGUAAAAAUUCCCUGUCUUAGGUCAGUUAGGAUCACCACUUUAUUUUAAGAAUGUGAAAUGUCAGAAUAAUAGUAGAGAGAAUGAUUUCAGCUUCUAUUUCUUUCAUCACAUUCCCAGUGGGUCAGAAGUUUACAUAUACUCAAUUAGUAUUUGGUAGCAUUGCCUUUAAAUUGUUUAACUUGGGUCAAAUGUUUCGGGUAGCCUUCCACAAGCUUCCCACAAUAAAUGACAGAGCUGGUGUAACUGGGUCAGGUUUGUAGGCCUCCUUGCUCGCAAACGCUUUUUCAGUUCUGCCCACAAAUUUUCUAUAGGAUUGAGGUCAGGGCUUUGUGAUGGCCACUCCAAUACCUUGACUUUGUUGUCCUUAAGCCAUUUUGCCACAACUUUAGAAGUAUGCUUGGGGUCAUUGUCCAUUUGGAAGACCCAUUUGCGACGAAGCUUUAACUUCCUGACUGAUGUCUUGAGAUGUUGCUUCAAUAUAUCCACAUCAUUUUUCUUCCUCAUGAUGCCAUCUAUUUUGUGAAGUGCACCUGUCCCUCCUGCAGCAAAGUACCCCCACAGCAUGAUGCUGCCACCCCCGUGCUUCACGAUUGUGAUGGUGUUCUUUGGCUUGCAAGCACCCCCUUUUUCCUCCAAACAUAACGAUGGUCAUUAUGGCCAAACAGUAAUAUUUUUGUUUCAUCAGACCAGAGGACAUUAUUCCAAAAAGCACGAUCUUUGUCCCCAUGUGCAGUUGCAAACCGUAGUCUGUCUUUUUUAUGGCGGUUUUGGAGCAGUGGCAGGUUCAUCUCUUGGAGACAGAACGCGUCUCCUUUCUGAGCGGUAUGAAGGCUGCGUGGUCCCAUGGUGUCUCCAAUUUUUUUCUGAGGUCUUGGCUGAUUUCUUUUGUUUUUCCUAUGAUGUCAAGCAAAGAGGCACGGAGUUUGAAGGGAGGCCUUGAAAUACAUCCACAGGUACACCUCCAAUUGACUCAAAGGAUGUCAAUUAGCCUAUCAGAAGCUUCUAAAGCCAUGACAUCGUUUUUUGGAAUUUUCCAAGCAGUUUAAAGGCACAGUCAACUUAGUGUAUGUAAACUUCUGACCCACUGGAAUUGUGAUACAGUGAAUUAUAAGUGAAAUAAUCUGUUUGUAAACAAUUGUUGGAAGAAUUACUUGUGUCAUGCACAAAGUAGAUGUCCUAACUGACUUGCCAAAAAUAUAGUUUAACAAGAAAUGUGUGGAUUGGUUGAAAAACAAGUUUUAAUGACUCCAACCUAAGUGUAUAUAAACUUACGACUUCAACUGUAUGACUAAUACAUUUCUUAUCAUGCAAUCAGUCAGUCUGCUAGUAAGUGGUUUUUUAUGAAGAGGAUGUGGGAACCAGUUAUUUUCCCCACUGGUCCCCUGCAAUGUGUAUGCAGCAGCUUUUCUCACAGUCACUCCACCACUCUUGAUCAUUUAUGCAGAACAUGACACUCCACUCUUGUUUCUAUGAUCUCUGCACCACAGUUCACAAAAUGUAGGCCUACAUCAGAACAAGUAGUACUAUAGUAAGACAUCCCAACUCUUACUGCAAACCAUGUUACUGCUGAACAUGCUUACAUACACUUUCUCAUGCAUGCACAUACACUGAGUGUACAAAACAUUAAGAAAACCUUCCUAAUAUUGAGCUGCCCUCAUUAACAGCCUCAAUUCGUCGGGGCAUGGACUGUGUCGAAAAGCGUUCCUGAGAAACGCUGGCCCAUGUUGACUCCAAUGCUUCCCACAGUUGUCAAGUUGUCUGGAUGUUCUUUGGGUGGUGGACCAUUCUACACACAGGAAAACUGUUUAGCAUGAAAAACCCAGCAACAUUGCCGUUCUUGACACAAACCGUUGCACCUGGCACCAACUACCAUACCGUUCAAAGGCACUUAAAUCGUUUGUCUUGCCCAUUCACCCUCCGAAUGGCACAAAUACACAAUCCAUGUCUCAAGGCUUAAAAAUCCUUCUUUAACCUGUCUCCUCCCCUUCAUCUACACUGAUUUGAAGUUAAUUUAAUAAGUGACAUCAAAAAGGGAUCAUAGCUUUUACCUGGAUUCACCUGGUCAGUCUAUGCAAUGUUCUUAAUGUUUUGUACACUCUGUGGAGUUGCAGGCAUAAACCUGGCACAAUCCUAUGGUUCAUAAAGCAAUGGACUAAGAGUAAUUAUGUAUUGUUUGAUAAUUUGUUUAAUUCUUACCAGGUAUUGGAAGUUUCACCAUUCAGCCUGUGAGAAACUAUGCCCGUGCCGUAAGAAAGAAGAAGCCAGGUAUGGAGGACCAAGGUCAACUAUUUGAUCUAAGACCACUUGGAUAUUUGAUAUUUACUGUCUAAGUUUUUUUCCAUCAGUGAUGCAAAGUCAGCUGAGUGAUCUGUCUCCAACAAUGCUGAAAAUGGAAUAUGCUGCUGUUCCACUCGCUCAAACGUAUGUACAUUUAAUUUUGUUUAAUUUGUUGGUCCUCUGUAGCUCAGCUGGUAGAGCACGGCGCUUGUAACGCCAAGGUAGUGGGUUCGAUCCCCGGGACCACCCAUACACAAAAAGAAAAAAAAUGUAUGCCCGCAUGACUGUAAGUCGCUUUGGAUAAAAGCGUCUGCUAAAUGGCAUAUUAUUAUUAUUAUUUUUAAAUUACAUGUAUUUUAUGUCAUGCAGACAUGGCUCAUGUAUGUUCAUCUCUCCCAUGUCCAAACAACUACGGCACUGAGAUGUUGUUUAAAAUAGUUAUUCUAUGUAUUUAUUUGUACAAUACAGUGCAUUUGGAAAGUAUUAAGACCCGUUGACUUUUUCCACAUUUUUUUACGUUACAGCCUUAUUCUAAAAUUGAUGAAUAAUUUUUUCUUUUUACCUCAGUCUAUACACAAUACCCCAUAAUGACAAAGCAAAAACAGGUUUAUAGAAAUGUUUGCAAUUUUAUUAGAUCUAAAACAUUUUACAUAAGUAUUCAAACCCUUUACUCAGUACUUUGUUGAAGCACCUUUGGCAGCAAUUACAGCCUUGAGUCUUCUUGGGUAUGAUGCUACAAGCUUGGCACACCUGUAUUUGGGGAGUUUCUCCCAUUCUUCUCUGCAGAUCGUCUCAAGCUCUGUCAGGUUGGAUGGGGAGCGUUGCUGCACAGCUAUUUUCAGGUCUCUCCAGAGAUGUUCGAUCGUGUUCAAGUCCGGGCUCUGGCUGGGCCACUCAAGGACAUUCAGAGACUUGUCCCGAAGCCACUCCUGCGUUGUCUCGGCUGUGUGCUUGGGGUCAUUGUCCUGUUGGAAGGUGAACCUUUGCCCAAGUCUGAGAUCCUGAGCGCUCUGGAGCAGGUUUUCAUCAAGGAUCUCUCUGUACUUUGCUCCAUUCAUCUUUCCCUCGAUCCUGACUGGUCUCCCAGUCCCUGCCGCUGAAAAACAUCCCCACAGCUUGAUGCUGCCACCACCAUGCUUCACCAUAGGGAUGGUGCCAGGUUUCCUCCAGACAUGACGUUUUGCAUUCAGGACAAAGAGUUCAAUCUUGGUUUCAUCAGACCAGAGAAUCUUGUUUCUCAUGGUCUGCGAGUCCUUUAGGUGCCUUUUGGCAAACUCCAAGCGGGCUGUCAUGUGCCUUUUACUGAGGAGUGGCUUCCAUCUGGCCACUCCACUAUAAAGGCCUGAUUGGUGGAGUGCUGCAGAGAUGGUGGUCCUUCUGGAAGGAUGUUUCUCCCAUCUCCACAGAGGAACUCUGGAGCUCUGUCAGAGUGACCAUCCGGUUCUUGGUCACCUCUCUGACCAAGGCCCUACUCCCCGAUUGAUCAGUUUGACCGGGCUGCCAGCUCUAGGGAAUGUCUUGGUGGUUCCAAACUUCUUCCAUUUUAGAAUGAUGGAGGUCACUGUGUUCUUGGGGACCUUCAAUGCUGCAAACCGUAGUGGAUACCCUGUCCCCAGAUCUGUGCCUCAGCACAAUCCAGUCUCGGAGCUCUAUGGAAAAUUCCUUCGACCUCAUGGCUUGGUUUUUGCUCUGACAUGCACUGUCAGAUGUGGGACCUUAUAUAGACAGGUGUGUGCAAUCCAUAUCCAUGUCCAAUCAAUUUAAUUUACCACAGGUGGACUCAAGUUGUAGAAACAUCUCAAGGAUGAGCAAUGGAAACAGGAUGCACCUGAGCUCAGUUUUGAGUUUCAUAGCAAAGGGUCUGAAUACUUAUGUAAAUAAGGUAUUUCUGUUUUCUUCUUUUUCAUAAAUUUGCUCAAAUUUAUAAAAACCUGUUUUCGCUUUGUCGUAAUGGGGUAUUGUGUGUAGAUUAAUGAGGGAAAAACAUGUAUUUAAUCAAUUUUAGAAUAAGGCUGUAACAUAACAAAAUUUGGAAAAAGGGAAGGGGUCUGAAUACUUUCAGAAUGCACUGUAUGUAGGCCUACUCAGUGUUUGUACUAUACGUCUACUAUACAGUACUUCUCUUCCUAAUGCUGAUCUGUUAUGUGUUUACAGAGCUGAUGACCUGGUCAAGAGACUUCUGACACUGGAACUAGCAAACCACGUAUGUUAUUUUCACCUUGCUCCUACAUUCUAUUAAUCUUUCUCUUUGUGCUCAUAAGAAUAUCUACAUAAGAGUAACUACAAUUGUUGUAUACCUCUGUUAGUUGCUAUAGUUUACAUUAUGGUACAAUAGUUUUUCUAUACCUAUGCUGGAUAUUGCAUAAUCAAACCACCAUGUUGUGUGUCACCAGAGCGAGAAGUUGCGAUUGAAAACGGAGCAGCUGAUUGCAAAAGUCCAGAGAGAUGAAGCUGACCGCAGCUCUACAGAAGUCAAGGGUAAAUUCCUGUUUUGGACCUAGUAAACAACCUGUGCUUUUCCUCUGAGGAACCACCUUAUUUCAGCAAUCGUUUGUUCACUUCUGAACCCCUUUCUUUACCUUUUAGUGGCCAUUUUGACCUCCAAAAUCCGAAACUACCAGGAGCACCUGCACAAACAUACUAAGGUGUGUAUGGGCGAAGGGUAAAUGCAAGACUGUGUCAUUUUAGGUCCCUAUAGUAACAGUGACGUGAAUGCAUAUUAUUUCCACACGUUUCAUUUCCGAACCCCUCCCUAUCUGGUGUGAGGUUUGUCAACAGGAUUUCCUGUGUAGUGCGUACACCCACCAUGACAUUUGACAGAUUAGUAAUGGUGUUGCUGCAUGCUGGGAAUUUACACUGUCACAACGUAUACACGUAACAUUGUAUCCAACAUUUUUGCAGACAUAUUGCAAAAUAUAACUGUUUAUCUAACCUUUAGCACAGCUAAAAUGUUGAAGCCAAGGUUUGGCAGUCUGUCUCUAUAAAGUAUCUCACUUUUAGACAGUUUUGACUGUCUCAAAAUAGCUAUGCUAUUUUUAAUAAGAAAAGCAACUCCUCUAUUAUGUAAAACACACAUUGUUCCCAGACUAGGGGUUCGAUUCAAUCUGUAGUCCUGAAGAGCUGCGCUACAGCACGACAGAAAUUUAAAGGCAAUGUUCCUGCGUUCGCGGAGACUCCAUUCACGGUGAACACUGCAAUAGUCGGCUCAAUGGGAUAUUACCUUUAAAUUUCAAUCGCGCUACAGCACUGCUCUUCAGCACUACGGAUUUAAUCGAGCCCUAAAUAUUGUUAUCCCUUUAAGCAUAUUUUUUUUCUCCAUUUCACCUCUGACUCUGUGUUUUGACCCCCCAUCUUUGUAUCAGGACAAAGCGAACAAGCGACGGAUGCUCAUGGCCAUUGACCGCAGGAAGAAGCUGCUCAAGCACCUGAGGGUGACUCGCUACGACGCCUUUGAACAUGUCUGCCAGCAGCUGGGAAUCACCUACACUUUCCCCCCGGAGUACUACAGACACGCCACCCGACGCUGGCUGGCCAAGAAGGCCCUGUGCAUAAAGGUAGACAACCAAACUCCAUUCACUUUACUUAGCGCAGUUUUCUAGCUUGGUCCCAGAGUGGUUUGUACUGUAUGGUUGGCAAGACAGCACAAACCGAUCUGGGACCAGACUUGCAAUUUUCUUGUUGUUAAUCUUUCUGCUGUAUGCAGGCUGUGGAACCAUGGCUUUUACCAUUUGUCAAAUGCAUGACUUAAUCUAAAAGCCAAAGCAAAGAUGGAGACAUUUAUAGUUUUGUUGUUGUUGUCAUUUUUGCUGUUGGUUUAUAUGACUGUGUCCUUUUCUUAGGUCUUCAAAGAGGUGCAGAAACAGAAACUGGAGCAAAGGAAGAAAAUGAAGCAGACCCUCGCCCCCAUACUGGCAGAACCAGCCAGGACAACCGCUAUAGGAACCCAAUAAACUACUACAGUAUCGGGGUAUAUUGCAAGGCACGCUCCAAUGUCUGUCUUACUCGAUCCAUUCAGUCUUGCUCUCAAUGGGCAAAUUCAUUUUGCAUGGCCCCAGGUGGGCGGGGUUUGCUAAUUUUCGACCAUUCCAUUUGUCCUAAGGACAAAUCUCCACCCACCCGUGGCACCAGCAAUGCAAAAUACAUUUUCCCAUGUAUUGCUAUACUGUAAUAAGAAACAUGAAUAACUUAUUGUUUGUAGUACACCAAGUCUUCAUUCUUCCUGUCCCCUCUGCAAGUUGAUGCAUUAUCAAACCACAUUUGGUCCAAAUAAACGCAGUGAUGCAGAUAUGUGGUUUUAGGGGUGGGCAAUGUCUAUUUGUACUCAGCAUAUGUGACCUGAGACUAUCAAAUAAACCCACAAUUAAUCAUUUAAUUUAAUAAAAUGUAUUGUUUGCGAUCCUUUUUUUUAUGCAUGUUUCACCUUUAUCACUUUUAUCACUUAUAGUCACUUGUGUAUGGUGAUGUGUAACUACCCCAAUUGAAAGAGAGAAAACACUUCUACUUGAUGCUGAUUAAAAUGCUAAUGAAAGAUAUGAGAAAUAAGAACAUUACGCCCUAUGGGUUGAACUGUGGUUGAAACUGAAGUGUAAGAUUAAUCAUAUGAUGACUUCCCUGAACUUAGCUUGCAAUCGUGUUUGCGAAAACUGAAAGAACAUCAGAUAUUGGGUGUUCAUCCACCUCAUAUGUUAAACCGAGGUUAUACUCAUGAUCUGUCACCUGUGAAUUGACCUAUAAACCUAUAAUUCUGAGGAAUGGUGAGGUCAUAAAACAGCUUAACUGUCCUACUGUGAAUUUUGGUGUUUGCAUUACUGUUGAGAGUUGUCUUGAGAAACAUAGGAGUGUGUGAUCAGCGCUUGUUCACAGCUUUAGUAUCACAACUUCCUGUUAAAGUGUAUCGACACAGAUCUGGAGAGGCUCAGAGCUGCAGACAACGUAGGUGAGUGACAUGCUCUUUCCUCUGCUCUCACAUCUGUAGAAAAGCUACAAUAGAGUAACUACUUAAUAAUAAACAACUACCUAAAAUGUUCAGGUUUACCGCUUUCUGAGAAACAGUUGAAAUUGAUGUACAUGUCUUGUCCUUGUACAAUUUUGAUGAAACAGAACAGUUAUACAACAGUUAUCAUUAGUCUUUGUUUAAUGAAAUGGCAAUACAACAAUAUCCCAUUUUACGUAUGUAAUUAUAUUAAAACCUAUUGCAAUACAUAAGAGGGUUUGCAGUAUAUGGUGGUUCAAGGUAUGAAUGGACCCGUGUAUAAACUUGAGUACCCAGUGUAUGGAACUUUUAUGUGAACUUUCCUAUGAGCAAUGAUCUUGAAGGAAGGAAAAAACGACAAUGAACAUUUCCCAUCCCACAACAGUCUACAUGCUGCUAGUUUUGUUUUAUUGCUGUAUUGGGGAAAUGAUCAAACUUCAACCACUGUGCUAACUGUUCGAUGUGGUUAGUUUUUAGGUGUUUGAAGCUGACCCCAUUUGAUUGACAUGUCGAACCCAGUCAUCACCCACCAGCCAGGAGCAGGCUCUUAUGGGACAAAUGUGCAGACGGGCGAGUGGAGCACUGGGCUGUGCUCCUGCUGCAGUGACAUCCUAGUCUGUGAGUAUUGAGACAAAUAAGACCUUAAGUAUCAUCACUAAGUAGGCCUACCUGGUAUCAUACCAUAGGGUUUAAUGGUUGUCAAGUGUUUCAAGUAAAAAGUGUUUCCUAUUUUCUGGAUUUUACAAUAAGGUAAAAUGUUGUCAUACAGGUGCUUUGGGCUUCAUCUGCCCACCAGCAUUGAGUUGCUACACAGCUAACAAGUAUGGUGAGAACCCAUGCCUUGGCUGUGUUCCAGGAGGCAUGACAGCCAUGAGGACCCACAUGAGAUUGACCUAUGGGAUUCAGGUAUGUUACACUUAGAAGCCUAAAGUAAUUAGGGAUGGUGAGGCAUUGAGUAUGUCAUUUUAAAGCACACUAGGGAGAACUGCAACUCAUUCCUGUCCCAGCCAGUCUCACCCUUUUAUUAUGAAAGACAGGAAGGGACCGUUUCAUCAGUACACAUAUUGACAAAUUAGCCUACUGGUUUUCCCUAGUUUGAGGACUUGAACUGUCAAAUAUUUGGUGGAUUCAUUCUCAUCAUAUUUUAUUCUCAUAUUUUUUUUUACAGGGGACGAUAUGCAAUGAUGCGUUGAUGACCUGUUGCUGUGGAUUCUUUGAGAUGUGCAGGAUGGCCCGUGAAAUUCGCAUCAGGAAUGGGGACGUUUGACUUGUACAGUCAAUUGAAGACAUUUUCAAGUGGAAGUUAAAUUAAUCUCAUGUCACAUAUUGUUGAUACAAAUUGUAAUGUACUUUUGUUUUGUUUAAAUUUGACCCCCUACCCCCAAACAGUCCUGCUCUAAGAAUUCAUAACACCAUGUAUGAACAUAAGAUGUGGUCCUCUGUAGCUCAGCUGGUAGAGCACGGCGCUUGAAACGCCAAGGUAGUGGGUUCGAUCCCCGGGACCACCCAUACACAAAAAUGUAUGCACGCAUGACUGUAAGUCGCUUUGGAUAAAAGCGUCUGCUAAAUGGCAUAUUAUUAUUAUUAUUAUUAUGUACAAUAAAGUUCUGUUUUUUCUUGUC
Molecule: messenger RNA, 9902 nt
Organism: Coregonus sp. 'balchen'
Lineage: Eukaryota; Metazoa; Chordata; Actinopteri; Salmoniformes; Salmonidae
Source: the annotation of a GenBank genome assembly